GACACAAUGAGACCGGAAGUUGUUAUCCAUGCAUAUGAUCCAGGUAGAAAACAACAGGAGCGGCUGGCUGGACGUCAAAAAUCGGCAUAUUUUGCUGGUGUUUUGUCUUCGGAUGACUCAAGAUGUCAGCCAGCGCAGACGCCCCGGAGCCCUGGUACCUGGCUCUGCUGGGCUUUGCAGAACACUUCCGCACGUCGAGUCCCCCCAAGAUCCGCCUGUGCGUGCACUGUCUGCAGGCGGUGUUCCAGUUCAAGCCGCCUCCCAGGGUCGAGGCCCGGACUCACCUGCAGCUGGGCUCGGUGCUGUACCGACACACGAAGAAUAGCGAGCUGGCCCAGACUCACCUGGAGAAAGCGUGGUUUUUAUCACAGCAAAUCUCUCAAUUUGAAGAUGUGAAGUUUGAAGCAGCGAGUAUUCUGUCAGAGUUCUACUGUCAACAGACCUUGGUGGACUCUGCAAAACCAGUGCUGCGGAAGGCCAUCCAGAUUUCUCAGCAAACUCCCUACUGGCACUGCAGACUGCUUUUUCAGCUAGCACAACUGCAUGCAUUAGAGAAGGACUUGGUAUCUGCCUGUGAUCUCCUUGGAGUCGGAGCAGAGUAUGCAAGAGUCAUGGGCUCGGAGUACACGAGAGCUUUGUUUUUGCUGAGUAAAGGAAUGCUGCUGCUGAUGGAGCGGAAGCUGGGCGAGGUGCAUCCUCUGCUGACGCUGUGUGGGACCAUAGUAGAAAGCUGGCAGGGAAACCCCAUUCAGAAGGAGUCCCUCAGGGUGUUUUUCCUGGUGCUGCAGGUCACACACUACCUGGAUGCUGGACAGGUAAAGAGUGUGAAGCCGUGCCUGAAGCAGCUGCAGCAGUGUAUCCAGACCAUCUCCACUAUCCAGGAUGACGAGAUCCUUCCCACCAAUCCAGCAGCUCUCUUCCACUGGCUGCCCAAAGAGCACAUGUGUGUGCUUGUGUACCUGGUGACGGUGAUGCACUCGAUGCAGGCGGGCUACUUGGAGAAGGCCCAGAAGUACACUGACAAAGCUCUCAUGCAGCUGGAGAAGCUGAAGAUGCUGGACAGCAGUCCCAUCCUGUCCACGUUCCAAGUCAUCCUGCUGGAGCAUAUCAUCAUGUGCCGGCUGGUCACUGGACACAAGGCCACGGCUUUACAAGAGAUUUCUCAGGUUUGUCAGCUCUGCCAGCAGUCUCCCAGACUGUUUACGAGCCAUGCUGCUCAGCUUCACACACUGCUGGGCCUCUACUGUAUCUCUGUGAACUGCAUGGACAACGCUGAGGCUCAGUUUACUGCUGCUCUACAGUUGACCACACACCAGGAGCUGUGGACAUUUAUUGUGACCAACCUGGCCAGCGUCUACAUCCGGGAAGGCAACAGACAUCAAGAGCUCUACAGCCUUCUAGAGAGGAUUAAUCCAGAUCAUAACUUUCCUGUCAGCUCUCAUUGCCUUCGAGCUGCAGCGUUUUACAUCAGAGGGCUCCUGUCUUUCUUCCAGGGACGUUACAACGAGGCCAAAAGAUUUCUAAGGGAGACCCUGAAGAUGUCUAAUGCUGAGGAUCUAAACAGACUGACUGCCUGCUCGCUGGUCCUACUGGGCCACAUCUUCUUUGUCCUGGGCAACCACAGGGAAAGUAACAACAUGGUGGUUCCUGCCAUGCAGCUGGCCAGCAAGAUCCCAGACAUGUCUGUGCAGCUCUGGUCCUCUGCGCUGCUCAAAGAUCUGAACAAGGCCUGCGGGAACAGCAUGGACGCCCACGAGGCAGCUCAGAUGCACCAGAACUUUUCCCAGCAGCUCCUGCAGGACCACAUCGCGGCCUGCAGCCUCCCUGAACACAACCUCAUCAGUUGGACCGACGGCCUCCCUCCUGUGCAAUUCCAGCCUCAGAAUGGACCCACAACAAGCCUGGCCAGUCUGCUCUGAGGGCAAAAUCCUCACCAUGAGAGGGAAAAGGAGACGCAGGAGAGCGAUCGCAGGGAAAAAUAACAUGAAAAUGGGAGCAGUAAAAAAAAAGGAGAUGCGGCUGAUGAAAGGGGUAAGAGGAAGAGGAGGCGUGAUAAUGAAAUCAGAAAGUGCACUGUGUCAUCUGGCACGCUUCCAUUUGGUCCAUUCCUUCAUUUAUUUGGGGCACUGGGGCAUCAGGACUGGAUUUCAAGUAAUUGAAACUUUCUGGAGAGCAUAACGAGGACAUGGUUUAUUACACUGACACAGUCUGGAGUAAUUGUAAUAGCAUAUCCUAGGAAAUAUGCUGAGAAAAUUGAUAGAAUAUUAAGAACUGUGUGGCUUGUGUAUAAAGCAGCCAGUUAGCUUAGCUUAGCAAAAAGACUGGCGACAGAGAGAAACACUUUAAUAACACUGGUAUGUGGAUUUUGGUAUGUUUGGAUGGACCUAGGUUACCUCUGUCCCUGUUUCCAUUCGUUGUGCUAAGCUGAGUUCAUGUUUAUGUUUAUCUAGGAAUCCCCAUUAGAAGCACAUGGAUGUGUCAUACAUACACAUAAAAAUACAACACAGACAGGCAUAAAGAGAGCGUAAAACAAUCAAACAUGCUACAGUGAAACACACAAAUGAGAGAAAUUUAAGAAUGAGGCUGAAAAAACAAAAUAAAGUAACGUAAGUUAAGUAUGUAUGGAUGAAACUAAAGCAAACAAACAAACAAACCCAAGAAAGUGAGAGUAUUGAAAAAACCUAACACACAUGUUGAGGUUAACCUAUUAUUUGGCGAGCUAAGUUUGCUAUCUGCGGGACAGAGUGGUAUCUAGCUUUUCAUCUAACUCACAGCCAGAAAGCAAGUAAGCAUAUUUCCUGAGAUGUCUAAUGUUUCCAUCACAGGGUCCCUGUGGAGAUUUCUUGUAAACCAACAAAAGUUUUGUUUACGCUCAGUGUUACUCACCAAAACCCAUCCUGUUUGUCGAGUUACUUCCUUUUAUAAACAUGCAAAGCAAAUUUUUCUAAAGUAAUUUCAAUCCAGUAUAGUGUGCAACCCCUGUUCCAACAGAUUGCAAUCAUUUGCAAACGAUCUGUGUUGGUUAAUGAAGCGUUCCAAAGUCCCGCUGUGGUGAAAUCCUUCACACAGUCAUGUGUUCACAUCCUUGUUUCUGAGCGACUGAACCUUUUCGAGGAAGCUCCUGAUACCAUCACCUGUUACAAGGUUGCAAACCCCACAAUUGAAACUGCGUCCAUUGUGCUGCUAAAGGUUAAAAACUCCAGAGGGAACCUUUUUAAAUUCAAGCAAUCAGUUGACUUCAUUAAGAUAAUCUCUUAACUCAAUUUUUCAAGACCAUCGUGGAGGUUUUUCAGAUGAAGUAAAGAGCGAGAACUCUUAGCUUUUUAAGAUUGAAUUAGCAUCAGACUCGCUGUGCUGUCGUGCAUGAACUCAGUAUCUGUCUUCUGAAUACACUGUUUGGUCAGCUCUGGUAUCAGAUACAUUUGGAUGGUUUACUAUUUAUCUGUAAUGAUCUUAAUGUGGUGUAGUGGUAUGUUGGAUAUGUCGAGGGUGAGCGGACAGCUGCGUUUGUGGUGAACUCACUGAAGAGGAACAGAUGACAGAAGACACUUUAACCCUGUAUUAGACGUAAGAGAGUCCGAACCAGCUGCUUGCUUUUACACUGAAUCAUAUUUAUUAAUGUGUUGAUGGCGUGGAGACUCACUGUGACGCAUCAGUACUUCAGUCGUUCGUGAACACAAUUUGCUGCCUGACUGCACUUCCCUUUAGGUGAUUACAGUUUCACCCUCACCGCGGUGUCUGUUGAUAUGCUGUGCACACGACAAGUAAUAAUCAGAAAACAAAGCGACUGUUAGCUGUUUGCACAUGUUGUUUCACGAUGAAACUCACACUUUUAACCUUUUCCAUGGGAGCGUUUUUCACUCAGAUGGGUUUUUAUCUCACGUUCUGUUGUACUCAGUUCUUCCAGACGAUGGCAGCAUAAAUCUGUAUUUAACUUAUUUAUUUGAUGUUUUUCAUUGUAGCAGAUACUUUUGUUGCUCACCAUUAUUGUUGAUUACCGUUUGAUAUAUUAUCAAAUAACUGGUUGGACUUGAUUUGUUUAGACUUUAUUUAUGUUUUAUUCAGUGAAGACAUUCGUUACACAUAUUUCUGUUCUGACUGAGCUCAGUGUUUCAAAAUAAACCACUGAGUUUAGUCAUUCUCAAAGUUAUUAGUGCAAUAAAAAUACAGUAUAGAUGUCA
Molecule: messenger RNA, 4181 nt
Organism: Acanthopagrus latus (yellowfin seabream)
Lineage: Eukaryota; Metazoa; Chordata; Actinopteri; Spariformes; Sparidae
Gene: mau2
Product: MAU2 sister chromatid cohesion factor
Exons: 19
Coding region: 123-1919 (598 amino acids)
Biological process (GO): mitotic sister chromatid cohesion; maintenance of mitotic sister chromatid cohesion
Cellular component (GO): chromatin; SMC loading complex
Molecular function (GO): double-stranded DNA binding; protein binding
Source: RefSeq, a predicted model, not a curated record